This is a messenger RNA of Patiria miniata (bat star), 1658 nucleotides long. It is a transcript of the gene rwdd4, whose product is annotated as RWD domain-containing protein 4-like. The record is from RefSeq and is a predicted model, not a curated record. NCBI's taxonomy places the organism in Eukaryota, Metazoa, Echinodermata, Asteroidea, Valvatida, Asterinidae. Bases 427 to 1002 code for a protein of 191 amino acids. Gene Ontology annotation, molecular function: protein binding. The transcript has 9 exons.
AUGCGCGCAGCAUACACACGUACACGUACAUGUAUGUACACUACACGUAUGGACUAGAGUGAGAACUAGGGCUACAGUACUGCAUGUUUUAGUUUACCAUUCAGAAUGAGAUUUUUGCAUGUGAAAUUCGGGACAGGUUUACCUUUGAUUUAAUAUAAUAAACCCCACUACACGUGAACACCUCACGGUUUAGUUUAAGUUUUUGUCUUGAGUGCACUGCUUGAGUGUGAUUGGCCGAGUUUGCAUAUCUGAUCCGGAAUCCACACUUUCUACGCGACGUCAGGGCUUCAGACGCCAGAUUGUAUAGACUUAGUACCUGAAUCUAGUCUGGUGACCUCUUAGGUUCCUCGAAUCAACAUUGAAUCCUUGAUUGUGCUUUAAAGUUUUACUUUUACUUGAGUGACGUUUAGGAACUGCCACAUCACAAUGGCGUGCAAAGAGUCCCAGGAGGAAGAGAAGGAAGUUUUACUGUCUAUCUAUGAUGGCGAUGAAUGCUUCAAACAGACAGAGAAUGCCUAUCAGUACAGGAUGGGUCCUGAGGGUCAUUAUAAAUCCUUCUUACUGGAGAUAAGAUGGGGAGACAAUUAUCCUGAAGAACUACCAGAUAUCAACUUGGAUGCUUUCUUCAACAAUCACUUACAGUCCGCUGUGCGCAGCAGUGUGGUUGAAAGGAUCAAGGCCGAGGCAGAGCAGUGGUUGGGUAGUGCAAUGACGUAUACGCUGUUUGAAUGGGCUAAAGAAAAUGUAGAAGACCUCAUGUCUGAACAAACGGAGAAAACUGCGCAAGUCAAGGAAGACAGGAAGAAUACUUCAGAGUCAGUCCCAGCGUCUAAGACGAAAGAGAGAAAGGAAGCACUGACCAAAGCACAGAAGAGGAAAUUGGCCAACAGAACAGAUUACAAAGGAGAGAUGCCUCGAGGCUGGGAUUGGGUGGAUAUUGUGAAGCAUCUCAGCAAGACGGGGUAUUCCAAACACCAAGAAAAUACCGACAAAACAAGCUGACAACUUGCAGUAAAUUUCGGGUUGACAUCUGGACAGUAUUGUCGACAUUUGCUCCAGGAAAGCAGUUUUAUUAAGAGAUUGGGCUGGCAGAGAGAGGUGCAUCUAGGUUCCAAUUUGCGAAGGGUUUGGGGUGGGGCGGGGAUGGGGCACUUAACUUUCAGGAGUGAGACACUGAAUGGUGUGGUCAUAGUUUCAUACGAUACAAAUCUCAUUUUUCUCAAAAUUCUGAGACAAGAAGUUAUGCCUUUGGGUAGGAAAGAGAGGUAUAGGUCCAAUUUAUCAGUACAGAAAAAGGCAGUUAUUGUACAGGAAUCACUUUCUUGCUGAAAUUUUAAUACAUGUACAUGUAUGUGCAUUAUUUCCAAGAUCUUAAAAUUUGUAUAUAAAUAUAUUAGAAUUGCAAAAAUAUCUUGUACUGAAGCUGGGGGGGGGGGGGGGGACAGGCCUCAAGUUGAUUCACAAAGUUCGUUUUUUUCUUAAGGCCACAGUUUCCUUUAUUUUCUCUCAACUCAAUGAAAACUUUAAUAAUGGUCAAAUACCAGUUUCUUGUAAUUUAAACAUAUUUAUUAAGAGAGGGAAAUACAUUUACGUUUGUACUGAAGCAAAAUAAAAUACAUGUUUUUAUUUUGAAAUUUGAACAUCAAAUUGAUGUUUGA